AUGAGCCAGAGGAGCAGGUGGGCCAUGAUACCCGUAAGGCCCGUGUUGGACGCUGCUGCUGUAAAAGCCUGGAUUGGAGUAAGCACCCACGAGCCCCUGUACUUCGGCUGCAGUGUUGAGAGCUGCGUGAGGGUAAUGCUGCGUCGGGGACAUCGAAAAGCCCUUUUAUAUGAAGAAAAUGACAGUCUUUUUUUACAAAUAACUUUUUUUACAACCAACACCAAAAACGCACUCCACUUGCAGAUCGUCAUCUCGACCCUCGCAGUGGCCGUCUUCGCACGGCCAGGCUACCACCACGGCCCGGAGGUGCACGCCUUCGCCCCGUACCACGGCCCCCUGGCGCCUCUCGCCCACGACGGCCGCGUGGUAGACACCCCCGAGGUCGCCCACGCCAAAGCAGCGCACUUCCACGCCUACGCCGACGAGCUGUCCAAGACCGCCCACCACGGACCAGCCGCUCCCGAGGCCCAUUACGAGCCGGUUCACCACCCCGUGGCCAGCUACCACCACCCCGAGCCCGAGCACCACGCUUACCACGGCCCACCGGCUCCCCUCGCCCACGACGGUCGCGUAGUCGACACCCCCGAGGUCGCCCACGCCAAGGCCGCGCACUUCCACGCCUACGCCGAGGAGCUGUCCAAGGUCAGCCAUCACGGGCCCGAGAUCGCCUAUCCUCACUACUGAGACGCCCGACUGGUGGGGGAGGCCGCACCGACGACAACGAGCUAUUAGCCGCUCGUUACGCGACAGGACGAGUCCGUCGUUGCAAAAUCACUGCCACCCCCUUCUCUCGUAAUUUUAUCCGUCACCCCGCACACGUACAAACACACGUGUUACACCCGAGUCCCCCUUUCCCAUCCUCAUGAGCCCGA
Copidosoma floridanum is the source of this 872-nucleotide messenger RNA. RefSeq lists its product as uncharacterized. Lineage: Eukaryota; Metazoa; Arthropoda; Insecta; Hymenoptera; Encyrtidae. The record is from RefSeq and is a predicted model, not a curated record.